AUUCAGGCGAUUAGGGAUGUCCAAGGUUCUCAAUCUUCUCGACCUAUUCGUGAUGGAUGCCGUGUUUUUCCAUGCAUCAAUUGUUGGUAUCCGGAUUACAGACCCACGACACUGCAUCGAACUGCAUCAUAAAUAGGAAGGCGAGCGGUUCCUCGGCGCACCAACGCCAAUCCCAACCGCAUCGUAAUGUCCAGCAGAAGUUCGGUCCCCCACUAUUGUUACGCACCACAAGCGUUCUACAUGCCUGUCCAGUUCAUCCCCUACGCUCCUCAGGGGGUUCCACAGGGGUAUGCGUACGGCGGCGCCUAUGCUCUACCUGGUCAUACUCAGCCUGUCCCGUUUGCGCCAUUCGGAGCCGACUUCGUCGGUUCGCCCGUCGAUUUACCCGCCACUUCGAAGACUGGUGUAAUGUCCUUUGUACGAUAUUGCCAUCCAUGGAGACCUGAAAAUUUCUUGGCAGGGCCGGUCACCACAGGAAGUGGUCGAAGUGGUCGAACAAAUCGUUUACGGAGGACCUUCCGACGCUCCGUUCGAACCGUACACCAUCGCCUUCGAGACUGCGGCAGGCGAGGGUAUAAAUCUCGGGGAAGUUUUGCAACGCGGUGUUAAGGGGCUCAUCGGCGAUGACAAGCCCGCCUUCACGCCGAAGAUGGGAGUCAAAGCCAAGAUAUCAAUCAGAAUACAGAUCGUUGGUUCGAAGCCCUAUCACCGCCAGAUCAUGUCCCUGCGCUCGGACAGGAAGGCCAGCUCGAUCUCCAAAGGCAAGCUCGCGGUAACCAUCGCCAAGGAACUGCAGAAGGCUAUGGUGCGUGCUCAUGUUCGCGAAUUAGUGCGCAAUCAGACAUGUCUCCGAGUCAGAAAGGCGGCAGCAUGCAAACUGCAUCGCGAGGCCGCCUCGAGAUCAACGAUAUAUUGCUCACUAAACUCUAACCCGCCCCUUGGGGCGUCCAUCGCCUUUAGCUGUGAUGGCUUCGUUUCGGCGAAGGAUCAUGACCAGACAAGUACAUUUCCAAACAGGAGUGUACUUGUCACGGUUAGGCAACAUGCUGAGACCUCGGCAUUUGCAAACUAUGGAGCCGUGCUGAGGGGUGAAAUACACCAUUCGAGUCCGCGUCUCAAGCACUGACGUCGAGGGCGCGAAGGAAGCCAGGGAGAGAAGGAAGGGGGAAACCCGAGAAUCAAAUCCCGCGGCGUAUGGUUCUCUGUGUUUGUUGUAUCUGUUGCUGGACUUAGAGAUGUGGAGGAUCUGGUACCGUGUUCAGUGUCGAACGGCUAGGAAUGUAUCGCAUGAGGUGCUCCUCUACAAACGCG
Dichomitus squalens LYAD-421 SS1 is the source of this 1311-nucleotide messenger RNA. RefSeq lists its product as uncharacterized. The record is from RefSeq and is a predicted model, not a curated record. Bases 650 to 1126 code for a protein of 158 amino acids. Lineage: Eukaryota; Fungi; Basidiomycota; Agaricomycetes; Polyporales; Polyporaceae. The transcript has 4 exons.